CCUCAUGUUAUUAUUCUGGAGCCAAAAAGACGCCGAAUCACGCGUCAGGCGUUAACCUCCCGAGAACUGCUGCAUAGAGGUUUUUCAUCUACACCAGCAACAGGCCACUUCUCGAACUUAUCGACAAAGACACCGCAUAAAGCAACAAUGUUCGCCCGUAACAUCCUAAGAGCUACCCUGCGCCAGCGUGCCGUUGUCGGACGUCGUUUCGCCAGCUCCGGCGGUUCGUCGCCCGUCCCAGGCCCCAUCGACCCUCUCACCAUCGUCGUCCCUGUCAUCACCAUCGGAUUGAUCUACUACUUCAAGAGUACCGUCCCGAUUUCGACCGAGCCCUUUGCUUUCGAGGAGCAGUCCGCCAAGAUUGAGAAGAUCAAGGCCCAGGGCCUGACCGGUGAUGCUCUCUACAAGGCCCUCGCCAUCGCCGAGGGUGCCAGCGAAGACGAGGCCGACGACAUUGUGUCUGAGGUCAAGGAGAUCAUCGAGGCUCCCCCCGCCAAGUCAGUCGUCGACGAGGUUCUCACCGCUACCGUCGAGAAGCUUGGAGAUGAGUUUAGCCUCGACAAGUACUUCGAGGCCAAGAAGGCUGCUGAGGCCGCUCCCGAGGAGCCUGAGGCUGCUGAGCCCGAGGCCGCUGAGGAGGCCCCGGCUGAGACUGAGGCUGUCGAGCCUGUUGUCAUCGUCGAGGAGGAGAAGUCGGAGUAAAUUAUCAGGCGAUUGGACGAUAGGAUAAACACAGCAGCUGUUCCGGUUAAUUGUCCAAAUGAUGAUUGACCGAUAAGCAAUGGAAGGUGGGGAGUUGCCUUGGCUUUCUUUGCAGCAAGUCACUUGAUUGCAUUUGCGAGUCCCGGUUUGGGGGUGGGGUGAAAGAUUUGGUUUCUUUGUUUACAUUUAAUUCUAAAUACAUUAUGCAUUAAAAAAAUGGUUGAUCUAUGAUUGCCGGUACGUCGCUGUGAAUGUGAUGGCUGGAAUUCUCCAGAGAAGCGGAGAGCUACUUACAGAUGAUCAUCCUAUCAAUAUUCCAAGGU
This is a messenger RNA of Myxozyma melibiosi, 1025 nucleotides long. RefSeq lists its product as uncharacterized. Bases 148 to 702 code for a protein of 184 amino acids. The record is from RefSeq and is a predicted model, not a curated record. Lineage: Eukaryota; Fungi; Ascomycota; Lipomycetes; Lipomycetales; Lipomycetaceae. The transcript has a single exon.